UAGGUAUUCAAAUUGUCAUUCGGAAUACACUUUUUCUUCCCCUGUGUGUGCACGUACGCGAGAUGCUGACUAAAGAACAAGUACAAAAGUUUGAGGAUGAUGGCUUCCUGCUCGUGGACGAUUUCCUCAAGGCUGAUGAGGCAGAUGCCCUGAGACAGGCUUGUCAUGCAUUGGUCAAGGACAUGGUUCCCGAGGAGCACAACACAGUCUUCACCACGCUGGAGAUGAAGAGGACAAGCGAUGACUAUUUCCUGAACAGUGGAGACAAAAUCAGGUAUUUCUUUGAGGACGGAGCCAGAGACGAUAAAGGACAACUCAAAGUGGAUAAGCAUCUAUCACUAAACAAAAUUGGCCAUGCUCUCCAUGUACUAAAUCCUGCCUUCAGAAAGGUGACAUUCAAUGAAGGAAUUAAGUCUAUAGCGCGAGACAUAGGCCUGGUGGACCCUGUUGUUUGCCAGAGUAUGUACAUCUUCAAGCAACCUGGCAUAGGAGGAGAAGUGGUUCCCCAUCAGGACCAGACUUUCCUGUACACAGACCCUAUGAGACUGUUUGGUAUCUGGAUAGCACUAGAGGAUGCCACCACAGAAAAUGGCUGCCUCUGGUUCCAGCCUGGCUCACAUAAACCUGGUCUGUAUGCCAACAGAAGAAUGAUUCGUAAUCCAAAGAUGGGUGAGAAGGGUGAGCCUACCACUAUUUUCACCUGUGAUGCCCCUAAGUUAGACUACUGUGAUUACGUACCUGUACCUGUCAAAAAAGGAAGCCUGGUGAUCAUCAAUGGAGAAGUUGUACACAAGAGUGAACAAAACACAUCGAACAGGUCUCGACAUAUCUACACCUUCCAUAUGUACGAUCAGAGUAACACAAAGUACAGCAAAGACAACUGGUUACAGCCAUCAAAGGAAGUGCCUUUCACUCCACUGUACAGCAUGUCACCAGUCUGCGAGCAACACUGACUGAGACAGAGUAACCUGACCUAGAAUUGUUUACCGAGUUUACUUUGUGUUUAAAGGAUAAAAGUAUAUGUAAUGUACUCAGAGGAUUUAUAUAGUAAGAGAAAGUUCUUCCAGUGAAGAUUUGAUAUAUAAAUAGAUUACUCUUUAAUUGCAAAAAAAAUCCUGAAAAAUUUGUACACAAUAUCAUUAUUAUUGUGACUUUCUUGCUGGUUCAAAUUUGCAGAGACUGAAUUUGUCUGUUAUUAGUAAAUGUAUUAUAUCGGGCAUCAAUCUUGAUGACCUGCAGAUAUUAAUAAAGUCCUUGAAAGCCUUUUUAAAUUAAAGGCUCAUCUGAAAAUAAUGUCAUAAAAUCAUCAGGUUUGUCUGGUCAACCAUUCAGACUGGAAUAAACAAAAAAAAAUCUCUAGUUUUCUUUAGGUGCCCAGGCCACCCAUAAAAUUUGAUUAAUCCAACCAUUUCAAGUGAUUUCAUUUUAUAUUGUGCUGUGAGGGAGAUUUUUAAUGCAAUACAGCGUAGCUUUUAAUGUUAAUAUUGAUAAUUGCAAAUCAUUUCUAUUUUUGUAUGAUCCUAAUUGUGUUCUAUUUUAUGUCUGCAAUAGGUAUUUUUUUAACUGAUGGAGAAAUGUCAGUUGUAUAACUAUUUGUACUCUUACAUUAACUGACCAGUGGAAGCAAUGUUUCCUAUACUACACACACUUAAAAGUCACUGAUUUUGAUAAUAUAUUGAUGUAUUAUAUGUAAUUAUGUGGUGACAAUAAUGGUUCUUACAAUUGUCUCAGAUGUUUUCCUUUUUAAUUAUUUUAUAAAUAUGUUGUCAACGUGUUCAUUUUAAUUGGUAUAUAAAAUGUUUUAAUUGAUUUAUACAUGUAAUUUAUGAAUAUGGAUACAAGUUUUGAGUUUGUACAUCAGUAUUGUUGUAAAUGUAUAAUCAGUUCAGUCCCACAUUCCUCCAAUGCUGAGUUCCUGAUAAAUGAAAUAUUUUCAAAUGAGAUCCAGAAAGUAUCACAUAAAAUAGUAAUAGAUUUGAGAUCAUAUAUACAUGUACUAUUACUAUGCAUUAUGAAUGAAGAGAUAACCAGAAAAGCAACUGGAAUUCUAAUCAAACCUGUCUAUAAAGGCCUGUUAAGGGAGCAGAGAUAAACUAUCUUUGAAGACGGGUGACCUUUAUAUAGAGGUUCAUUUACAAUGGAUAGUGUUACAUUGGGAAACGUAAACAUAUGGCCUUUAAGGCAGGUUUGACUGUACACUUAUUAAAAAUACAUUUGUAUGUGACAUCAUAACGGGUAGUCUCUUGUCUAGUGGCAUUAAGUAACCCAGUGAUAUUGAGUAUGUACAGAUUACAUAGCUAUGUAUGUAAUGAAUAUGUGAUACAAUUUUAGUCUUCUUUUUGCAUCCUGAUCCAUAUCCUCUACUGAAACCCACAUUGUCAUGUUAUUUUAGAUAUAUUGAUGAAAAUAAUAUUUCUGUAAAACUAUACAUGGGAGCGAGUUCCAGUUAUUGACUCAUUUGUCUGUAUAAAGGAAUAUUCCUGAAUAUCCAAUUAGAGAUGAUAAUUAUUGCACUUUUUAACAGAUCAGCAAGUGAUAAAAAUAUAUAUUUGAACGUAUAACCAGAUGUAUGAGGGAAAUCAGUAUUUAGACUUCAAAAAUAAAUUUGUUAGCAAUAUA
Messenger RNA from Pecten maximus, 2619 nucleotides. Its product is annotated as phytanoyl-CoA dioxygenase domain-containing protein 1-like. NCBI's taxonomy places the organism in Eukaryota, Metazoa, Mollusca, Bivalvia, Pectinida, Pectinidae. Bases 63 to 953 code for a protein of 296 amino acids. The transcript is spliced from 10 exons. The record is from RefSeq and is a predicted model, not a curated record.